Messenger RNA from Schizosaccharomyces octosporus yFS286, 1087 nucleotides. RefSeq lists its product as uncharacterized. The transcript has a single exon. The record is from RefSeq and is a predicted model, not a curated record. NCBI's taxonomy places the organism in Eukaryota, Fungi, Ascomycota, Schizosaccharomycetes, Schizosaccharomycetales, Schizosaccharomycetaceae. The coding region runs from base 10 to 1005 and encodes 331 amino acids.
ACAACUCUUAUGGUGGAGACUCUUUCGGAGGUGGUAACAACAACUCUUCCUUCGGUGGUGGCAACAACUCCUAUGGUGAUGACUCUUAUGGUAACUCUAACAACUAUUAAUUCAGUGGUUAUUAAUUCCUUAGGUAAUAAUAAUAUGCAAUCUUCCAAGAGCAACAAAUCCUAUGAUCAAACUUCAAAUUCCAACUCGGGACUUAGUUCCGGUCCUUUGGACGUCAGUACUUUUAUUAAUGCCUUUUCCACGUUGGGGGGUUUUGGAAACAAUGGCGGCAAUGUUCAAAAGUCGGGUAGUCAAGGUUCCAACUCUCUUAGCCAUGCUGCAGUUUUCAGUGCCGUUCAAAAGUACUUUUCUCAAAAUGGCGAUGCCUUAGCUAAUGGCCAAGGUCAUUCUAAUCAACACCAAAGUGAUUUUCUUUCCAUGGUAGAGCAAGAGGCCCAAGGCUUAAUGAAUAACAAUGCUUCCGGACAAGGUCGUGGUAUCGGUGGUUCCGAAGGGGACGUCAAAUCAUCCGUUGAAUUGGCAAAGACUUUAUUCCAAAACAGAAAUAUGCUUACCAAGCUGGCCGAGGCCGCUGGCUCUUCACAAGCUAGUGGAAACAGCGCCGUAUUAGCUACUGUCGUCGGUUCUUUCCUUGGAGGUUCUACUUCCAACAACUCAAACGCCGCCAACAACAAGAACCCUCAAGCCCAGACUCAUGGCUUGCAAGAAAUGGCUGCUAGUUUCUUGGGCCCUGGUAACCAAAACUCCAAUCACAAUUCUAACAAUUCCCAAGGCGGUGGUUUAGCCGGUUUAGGAAGCUUAGCUGGUAGCUUUUUGAAUUCUGGCAACAACAAUUCCGGCAACCAACAAGGGAAUGCUGACUCUGGUUUAGCUGGUAAUUUGUUGCAUGCCAUUUCUGGAAACAACAACCGUGAUGACGAUAAUCAAGGUCCAUCUAAGCAUUCGGAAGGUGGAGAUGGUUUGGUAGGCAAGGCCAUCAACAUGUUUAUGCAAUAAGAACUUUUGGGGGUCGUGGAACGAUUCAUGUAGAAGAAUAAAACGGACAACAUAGUUUACUUUGUUUAGGUACAUAUAGAAA